AUGGACGAUGUCCCACCAAUAUUGCCAGACGGGCGACUUGGGGAAUCUUUUAUUGCCCCAGUUUUCGAAGAAGAAGCCUUCCUAUCACCGGGAACAUUCUCCAGUGCGGACGAGUAUGCUGCAAACCCGCGCUUCCUAGAACUACAGGAAGAACUCCGCUGCGUACUUUUCAGCGCAGUAGCCAGCCUAGAUCCAAGCACUUACACAUCCCCUCCUUCUGAGCCAUUAAUAGAGGCGACAGGGGCGACGAGGACAUCCCAUCAAAGCCUUGACUUUACUCGGGUCUCUGUCCCUAAGAUUCGUCUAAUUCACUAUCUCAAAAAUUGGAUCACCGAAUGUGCUCCGUACCUCGACAAAUUCGACGAGUCGCGUCAUUUUGGUGUUCAUAUUCCUAUUCUGGCACAACGUUCGCCUGCGCUAUUUUAUGCCAUUUUAGCAUUCUCCGCCCGCCAGAAUGAGCGGAAGGCAUGUCUCGAUAAAUCCUAUGACAGUCUGGAGUUGUAUCAGGAGUCUAUUCGUCUCCUCGGUCCAUGCCUCCAAGCCAAAGACCCGAAUGUAUUGGCUACUGUGUGCAUCCUCGCCGUCAUGGAACUAAUGUCCGUCAGUCCGCGCGACUGGCGCCGCCAUGUUGAAGGCUGCGCUGCACUUUUCGACUCAUUUAAUGUUAACGGACUAUCAGGAGGCCACUUACAGGCUGUGUUCUGGUGCUACGCACGCAUGGAGCUAUGUGGAGCGAUAAUUUCCAACGGCGCAGAAAGCACUGUGCUUCCGUUGGAAAAAUGGGUGCCUUCUAUGCCUGAAGCUGUCACACCCACUGAACGAGAUAACAUGAUUCGAGAUUCCUUCUGUCAGAAGGGAGUUGUGUCGCCAGAUAUGCACGCUAAUUGGGCCGUGUAUCUAUGUGCGAAAACAUGCGAUCUUUCUUGUCGACAGACCCGAUACGUCGAGCUAGGCGAAAUGAUCGACGACCCGCGGCCAUUCACUGAACGAUGGACCUGUCUAUGGAACGAACUGCAAUACUGGCUUGAACAACGACCUCCGGCUAUGUUACCCGUCAAGACAACGGGGAUAGGAGGUGGUCAGAUCUUCCCGGAGAUUCUCUUCGCGCACUGGGCUGCUAUAUCGGGCAACCAGCUGUACCAUGCGGCUUGCAUUAUAAUGCUCGAUAUGAAACCCUCGGAACAUAUUGUCCCACCGUCUAGACCACAUUACUCAUCGAUCUGGCAUGCACGCAGGGUUUGUGGGAUUUCGCUUACGAAUCCGCACAGUGGCAAUUUGAUCAAUGCUAUUCAGCCGCUGUAUAUUGCCGGCAAACUGCUCAGCCACCACAGUGAACAUAUCGAGGUGGCAAGGCUUUUCAAAAUUGUUGAAGAGACAACUGGUUGGGGUGCGCUUUGGAGACUUAAGGAUUUGGAGCGGGCUUGGGGGUAUGAGCCCGGUGAGAUACUAUCAGCGAUUUGA
This is a messenger RNA of Penicillium pulvis, 1461 nucleotides long. Its product is annotated as putative C6 transcription factor. Gene Ontology annotation, molecular function: transcription cis-regulatory region binding; DNA-binding transcription factor activity. Lineage: Eukaryota; Fungi; Ascomycota; Eurotiomycetes; Eurotiales; Aspergillaceae. Gene Ontology annotation, cellular component: nucleus. Gene Ontology annotation, biological process: positive regulation of transcription by RNA polymerase II. The transcript has a single exon. The record is from RefSeq and is a predicted model, not a curated record. Bases 1 to 1461 code for a protein of 486 amino acids.